Otolemur garnettii (small-eared galago) is the source of this 4803-nucleotide messenger RNA. RefSeq names its product alpha-2-macroglobulin (gene A2M). The record is from RefSeq and is a predicted model, not a curated record. The transcript is spliced from 36 exons. Gene Ontology annotation, molecular function: endopeptidase inhibitor activity. Bases 270 to 4775 code for a protein of 1501 amino acids. Lineage: Eukaryota; Metazoa; Chordata; Mammalia; Primates; Galagidae. Gene Ontology annotation, cellular component: extracellular region.
AGCACUAACGAGAAUGUAGCUUUAUCCCUCCAGGAAUUCUUUUUAGCCCGCCAGGAAUUAACUUUGACUAUAAAUAGGUCAUCAAUGUUCCUUUCAGAAAAUGUUCAGAGACCUUAACUUUGUUUAGAGACCUUGUGUGGGUGGAACUUCCUGUUUGCACAGAGAGCAGAAUAAAGCCCAGUUGCUCUGAGGAGUGUUUGGGACCAGACCUGUUGCAGGGAGUAGGGUACAACACUGUCUGGUCUCCUCCCGUCCCUUCUCCCUGCAGUAUGGGGAAGAACAAACUCCUUCAUUCAAGUCUUGCUCUUCUCCUCCUGGUCUUCCUGCCCACAGAUGCCUCAGUCUCUGGAAAACCACACUACAUGGUGCUUGUCCCCUCCCUGCUCCACGCUGAGACGCCUGAGAAGGGCUGUGUCCUUCUGAGCCACCUAAAUGAGACAGUGACUGUAAGCGCUUCCUUGGAGUCUCUCAAGGGAAACAGAAGCCUCUUCACUGACCUGGUGGUGAAGAAGGACUUAUUCCACUGCGUCUCCUUCACUGUCCCAAAGCCUUCAUCCAAUGAAGAGGUAAUGUUCCUUACUGUCGAAGUGAAAGGACCAACCCAGAAAUUCAGCAGGCGGAGCACAGUGAUGGUUAAAAACAAAAAGAAUCUGGUCUUUGUACAGACGGACAAAGCUAUCUACAAACCACUACAGACAGUCAAAUUUCGUGUUGUCUCAUUGGAUGAAGAUUUUCAUCCCCUGAAUGACGUGAUUCCACUAGUAUACAUUCAGGAUCCCAAAGGAAAUCGCAUUGCACAGUGGCAGAGUCUCAAGUUGGAGAAUGGCCUACAGCAACUGUCCUUUCCCCUCUCAUCAGAGCCUUUGCAGGGCUCCUAUAAGGUGGUGGUACAGAAAGAAUCAGGUGGAAACGUAGAGCAUCCUUUCACCGUGGAGGAAUUUGUGCUUCCCAAGUUUGAAGUACAAGUAAGAGUGCCAAAGGUAAUCACCAUCUUGGAAGAAGAGAUGGAUGUAUCAGUGUGUGGCAUAUACACGUAUGGGAAGCCUGUCCCUGGACAUGGGACUCUGAGAGUCUGCAGAAAGUAUAGCAACCCUUCCGAUUGCUUUGGUGAAGACUCACAGGCUUUCUGUGAGAAAUUUAGUCAAAAGCUAAACAGCCAUGGCUGCUUCUCUCAGCGAGUAAACACCAAGGUCUUUCAGCUGAAGAGGUAUGGGUAUGAAAUGAAACUUCAUGUGGAGGCCAAGAUCAAAGAAGAAGGAACAGUCGUGGAAUUAACUGGGGAAGGAUCCACCAAAAUCACAACAACCAUAACCAAACUCUCAUUUGUGAAAGUGGACCCAUACUUUAGACAAGGGAUCCCCUUCUUUUUUCAGGUGCGCCUAAUGAAUGGGAAAGAUGCCCCUAUGCCGAAUAAAAUCAUCUAUAUCACAGCACACGAAGCUAACUAUCACUCCAAUGCUACCACAGAUGAGAAUGGCCUGGUGCAAUUCUCCAUCAAUACCACCAGUGUUAUGGGUACCUCUCUUACUGUUAAGGUCAAACACAGAGAUCAAAACAGCUGUUAUGGCUACCAGUGGAUAUCAGAAGAAAACCAAGAGGCCUACCACACUGCUAAUCUCGUGUUCUCCCUGAGCAACAGCUUUGUGCACCUUGAGCCUGUGCUUGGGGAACUGCGCUGUGGCCAAACUCACACAGUCCAGGCACAUUAUAUUCUGAAAGCUCAGGUCCUGAAGGAACUGAAGGAGCUUGUCUUCUAUUACCUGGUAAUGGCAAAGGGAGGUAUUGUCCGAAAUGGGACUCAUGUCCUGCCUGUGAGGCAGGAAGAUAUGAAAGGCCAUUUUUCCGUGUCUGUUCCCGUGUCGUCAGACAUUGCCCCAGUUGCUCGGUUGCUCAUCUAUGCUAUUUUACCGGAUGGGGAAGUGAUUGGGGAUUCUGCAAGGUAUGAAGUUGAGCGUUGUCUGGCCAACAAGGUGAAUUUGAGCUUUAACCCAGAGCAAAGUCUCCCGGCCUCACACGCCCACCUGCGGGUCACAGCUUCCCCCCAGUCAGUCUGUGCCCUCCGCGCAGUAGACCAAAGUGUGCUGCUCAUGAGGCCCGAGGCUGAGCUCUCCCCAUCCUCGGUUUACAACUUGCUUCCACUGAAGGACCUCACUGGUUUCCCAGGUGGUGUGAACCAGCAGGAGGACAGCAAUGAAGACUGUGUUGAACAUUACAACAUCUAUAUUAACGGAAUAACAUAUUCCCCAGUGCCAAAUUCAAAUGAAAAAGAUAUGUAUAGCUUCCUGCAGGAUAUGGGCCUAAAGGUAUUCACCAACUCAAAGAUUCAUAAACCCAAAGUAUGCCCACGGCAUGAACAGUAUGAAACACGGACACCACAGAUAGCUUAUUUAGAUUCAGACCUAGCACAAAGAGGCUUCUCGGGUAUGGCGAUGAUCCAAGUAAAUGAGGCUCCCACAGAGAUUGUACGAAAGUACUUCCCUGAGACAUGGAUCUGGGAUUUGGUGGUGGUGAACUCAUCGGGUGUUGCAGAGGUGGGAGUAUCAGUCCCUGACACCAUCACAGAGUGGAAGGCAGGGGCCUUCUGCCUAUCCCAAGACACUGGACUUGGUCUCUCUCCCACUGCCUCUCUCCGAGUCUUCCAGCCCUUCUUUGUGGAGCUCACAAUGCCCUACUCUGUGGUCCGUGGAGAGGCCUUCACACUCAAGGCCACAGUCUUAAACUACCUUCCCGAAUGCAUUAAGGUCAGGGUGGAGCUAGAAGACACUCCCACAUUCCAAGCUGUCCGUGUGGAGAAUGAACCAGAGUCUCACUGCAUCUGCGGGAAUGGGCGGCAAACUGUGUCCUGGGCAGUAACCCCAAAGUCACUAGGAUAUGUGAAUUUCACUGUGAGUGCAAAGGCACUAGAAUCUUUAGAGUUGUGUGGGACUGAACUGCCUAUGGUCCCCGCCUAUGGAAAGAAAGACACAAUCAUCAAGCCCCUGUUGGUUGAACCCGAAGGACUAGAGAGAGAAGUGACAUUCAACUCCCUGCUUUGUCCAUCAGGUGCUGAGGUAACUGACAAAUUAUCCCUGAAGCUGCCACCGAAUAUGGUAGAAGAAUCUGCCCGAGCCUCUGUCUCAGUUUUGGGAGAUAUAUUAGGCUCUGCCAUGCAAAACACACAAGAUCUACUCCAGAUGCCUUACGGCUGUGGAGAACAGAAUAUGGCCCUCUUUGCUCCUAACAUCUAUGUUCUGAAUUAUCUAAAUGAAACACAGCAGCUGACUUCAGAUAUCAAGUCCAAGGCCAUUGGUUAUCUCAACACUGGUUACCAGAGACAGUUGAACUACAAGCACCAUGAUGGCUCCUAUAGCACCUUUGGGGAGCAACAUGGCAGAAACCAAGGCAACACUUGGCUCACUGCCUUUGUACUGAAGGCUUUUGCCCAGGCUCGAGCCCAUAUCUUCAUUGAGGAAGCACACAUCACCCAAGCCCUCACUUGGCUCUCCCAGAAGCAGAAGGACAAUGGCUGUUUCAGGAGCUCUGGGUCACUGCUCAACAAUGCUAUGAAGGGAGGAGUUGAAGAUGAAGUAACCCUCUCUGCCUAUAUUACAAUUGCUCUUCUGGAGAUGCCUCUCCCAGUCACUCACCCUGUUGUCCGCAAUGCCCUAUUCUGCCUGGAGUCAGCCUGGAAGUCAGCAAAGAAAGGAGCCGUAGGCAGUCACGUCUACACCAAGGCACUACUGGCCUAUGCUUUUGCCCUGGCAGGUUACCAGGAAAAAAGGACAGAAGUGCUCAAGUCACUUAAUGAAGAAUCUGUGAAGAAAGACAAUUCAGUCCAUUGGGAGCGACCUCAGGAACCCAGGGCACAAGUGGAGCAUUUUCACAACCACCAGGCUCCCUCUGCUGAGGUGGAGAUGACAUCCUACGUGCUCCUCGCUCACCUCACAGCCCAGCCAGCCCCAACUGCAGAGGAACUGAAUUCUGCGAUGCACAUCAUGAAGUGGCUCACAAAGCAACAGAAUUCUCGUGGUGGCUUCUCCUCUACCCAGGACACAGUGGUGGCUCUCCAAGCUUUGUCCAAAUAUGGAGCAGCCACUUUUACCAGGACUGGCCAGGCUGCCCAGGUGACCAUCCAGUCUUCAGGAGCAUUUUCCACCAAAUUCCAAGUGGACAACAACAAUCGGCUGUUACUACAGCAGGCCUCACUGCCAGAGCUGCCUGGGGAAUACAGCACAAAAGUGACAGGAGAAGGGUGUGUCUACCUCCAGGCAGCCUUGAAAUACAAUGUUAUCCCAGAAAAGGAAGAGUUCCCAUUUGCUUUAGAGGCACAGACUCUACCCCAAACUUGCAAUGGACCCAAAGCCCACACCAGCUUCCAGAUCUCACUGAAUGUCAGUUACACCGGAAGCCGUCCUGCCUCCAACAUGGCAAUUGCUGAUGUGAAAAUGGUAUCUGGCUUCAUUCCCCUGAAACCAACAGUAAAAAUGCUUGAAAGAUCUAACCAUGUGAGCCGGACAGAAGUUAGCAACAACCAUGUCUUGAUUUACCUGGAUAAGGUGUCAAAUCAGACAAUAAGCUUAUCCUUCACAGUUCUACAAGAUAUUCCAGUAAGAGAUCUGAAACCAGCCAUAGUGAAAGUCUAUGAUUACUAUGAGACAGAUGAGUUUGCAAUUGCUGAGUACAAUGCUCCUUGCAGCAAAGGUGAGCAAUUCGCACUCCUUCAAAACACAAUCAGAAGUCCUUUGGCUUAUCCCUCAAAUCUCCUUCAUAAAAUUGUGGCUAAAUAUUUUUCAUAGACAUCAUGUUGUGCACACUGCAUAUUAU